Molecule: messenger RNA, 454 nt
Organism: Rosa chinensis
Lineage: Eukaryota; Viridiplantae; Streptophyta; Magnoliopsida; Rosales; Rosaceae
Product: non-specific lipid-transfer protein 1
Exons: 2
Coding region: 1-381 (126 amino acids)
Biological process (GO): lipid transport
Cellular component (GO): membrane
Molecular function (GO): lipid binding
Source: RefSeq, a predicted model, not a curated record
AUGGAGAAGAAAAUGAUGACUUUCGCUGGGCUGGUGAUUAUGGUCGUCGUCCUCAAUGUAUGUCCUGCAAUUGGAGGGUGCGACGCAGAAUUAGUGAAGUUGUUGCCCUGUGCUACGUUCUUUAUGGGCCCUGCCGUAGGGAAGGCCCCUCCUGAGUGCUGUGAAGGUGUAAAAAAUGUGCUUGAUGGAGCUGAUACCAAUGAGAAGCGCAGGAGUCUUUGCCAAUGUUUGAAAGACACAGCUAUUGGUGCUGAAGUUAAAAUCACCCCUGAAAAACUUAAGAACGUUACUGACCCUUGUGGCGUUAAUGAUCCCAAUUUCGACUGCAACACAAUUCCGGUGUUUGAAUGGGAUCAAAUAGAACUUGGAGAAGAAGAUUAGCUACAGGAUAAUGUUUUGUGAUGCAUAAUUAAUUAGUAUUCUUCCGAGAACAAGAAUUUAUAUGAAUAAUAAG